This is a messenger RNA of Hyalella azteca, 4657 nucleotides long. Its product is annotated as semaphorin-1A. Gene Ontology annotation, biological process: neural crest cell migration; negative chemotaxis; positive regulation of cell migration. The record is from RefSeq and is a predicted model, not a curated record. Gene Ontology annotation, molecular function: semaphorin receptor binding; chemorepellent activity. The coding region runs from base 1 to 2496 and encodes 831 amino acids. NCBI's taxonomy places the organism in Eukaryota, Metazoa, Arthropoda, Malacostraca, Amphipoda, Hyalellidae. The transcript has 17 exons.
AUGAGUCUCUCCAUUAAGCUCAUCCUUGCUGAAUGGCUCGCUCAUCACUCCUGCGACCGCUUCGCUCUGGUAAGCUCAAUGCUCAGGGAGACCGACUACAGAGUUGAAGCAGCGAUUGCUCUGAUCUGCUCCCUCCUCGCCUCCUCUGCCUCUCCGCUCUGGCAGCCAGUCGAGAGCUCAUCGGCCAUUCGGAUGUCCGUGGCACGCUUCACGGACAAAGAUGUGCUGGUGUUCGAGGGCAACCGAACCCACAACGACCACUUCAAGCUGAUGCUCCAUGACGGCGCCGGCGCCAUGCUUAUCGGCGGCAGAAAUAUGAUCUACAACGUGUCUUUACAUGACUUCAAAGUACAAAAUAAAAUCGAAUGGUUUCCAGGGCAUUCGCCUAAGGAAUCGUGUUACCUCAAAGGUGGCUCAGAUGAACUAUGCCAGAACUACAUCCGUAUUUUAACGCACAAAGCGCCGGGACAAUACAUCAUCUGCGGCACAAACGCCUAUGACCCCAUGUGCCGCGAGUUCAAAUUAGAGAAUGGGGCACUACAGAUGGAAAGAGAGUUCCAGGGGCGGGGAUUGUGCCCGUUCGGUCCUUCACACAACAGCACUUCGGUGUUCGCCGAUGGACAACUGUACGUGGGCUCGGUGGCGGACUUCGCUGGUCUGGAGCCGCUGAUCUACCGAGAGCCUCUGCGCACAACUCGCUACGAUCUCUCCGUGCUCAAUUCGCCCGACUUCGUGAGCUCGUUCGCGCUCGGCGACUUCGUGUACUUCUUCUUCCGCGAGACUGCCGUCGAGUACCUCAACUGCGGCAAGACGCUGUACUCGCGUGUGGCUCGAGUCUGCCGCCACGACAAAGGCGGGCCCCACAAGUUCAAGAACAAGUGGACGUCGUACCUCAAGUCUCGCCUCAACUGCUCUGUUUCAGGAGACUUCCCAUUCUACUUCAACGAAAUACAAUCAACAACAGAACCAAUAGAAGGUCGGUACGGUGACCACGCCACGACGCUGCUCUACGGCGUCUUCACCACGCCAGAGAACUCCAUUCCAGGCUCGGCCAUAUGCGCCUUCACGUUCCAGGACAUCAUGGACACGUUCGAAGGCCCCUUCAAGGGGCAGUCUACCGUCAACGCCAACUGGCUGCCUGUACAAACUACUCAGGUGCCGGAACCCCGUCCUGGACAGUGCGUUAAAGACUCCUCGACUCUGCCGGACGUGACGCUGAACUUCAUCAAGUCGCACUCGAUGAUGGACGAGGCUGUGCCUGCCUUCUUCGGCCAGCCUGUGCUUAUACGCACCGCUACACACUACAGCGGCCGCUUCAGCGCCAUCGCUGUUGACCCGCAGGUUCACACCCACGACGGGAAAAGCUACGACGUCCUCUACAUUGGCACUGAGGAUGGCAAGGUGAUCAAAGCAGUUAACACGAAGUCUGCGGACUCCUUCCAAGAAGUCGAGCCUUUCAUCAUCGAAGAAAUUUCAGUGUUUGAGCCGAGCACUCCCAUCAACUCUCUGCACAUCGUGCGUUCUUCACAGCGCCACCCGCGGCUAGUUGUGGGCUCCAGCGAUCGCAUUUACUCCAUCCCUCUUGUGCGAUGCUACACCGACAAGAUCAUGUCAUGCAGUGAGUGCGUGGCGCUACAGGACCCAUACUGUGCAUGGGACAAAUUCAACAGCAAGUGUCGUGUAGUGACACAAGGCAAGGAGCUCAUCCAGAGCAUCGGUACGGGCGUACACCGAGACUGCGGCAAGGAGAAGCUGCCGUCGCACUCUGCCUCCAUCAACAGAGACUCUAGCGUCUCUGCCAGCAGCAACAGCGUCACCAACACGCAGCAUCCAGCGCAUGAUGAACCUCAUGAUGUAGGUGGAGGCAGCAGCGUCUCCAGCACCAAGUCUGUGCCGCUGCACUUCACCACAGAGACGCUCGCCAUCGCCGUGGCGUCUGCGGCCAUCGGAGCUCUCAUAUUGGGUUUCAUCACAGGAUUUUUCUGCGGUAAAAAAUGCAACAAAGAAGAAGACAACCAACUUUACGCAGCCACGGACUACGAGUACUACGACCAGAGACAGACGCCGAAUAGUCGUUUGACAAGUGACAUGCAGGAGGAGGUGACAUACGCUGAGCCAGUUCUUGUCAACCCUCCCCUCAACAAGAACGUCAACCUGGUGCUCAGUAUGUCCCCAAAGGCCCCCAUGAAGACGCCCUCUACUCCAGGCCAGCCUCUCCCAAAUGUCGGGAUGAUGGGAGGUCCUCCUGAUCAGUCAAUGGGCCCUAUGCUGGCCCUGCAGCCACAGCCCGGCAUGCAGCCAACACUGCAGCAACAACAACAAGGACCUCAAGACAUUCCUUUACAUUACACUCCUGAGAGCUACUCUACGCACGGCACUCUCAGGACCUCAGAAAAAUAUGGCACGCGUGGCCGUGACCACAGGAGGGGUGACUAUGACCACCGCACUCCUGAUGGCUAUUCUACGACGCGAUCUGUGAAGAAAGUUUAUCUGUGAACCAACUCUCCUAAACGCUCUCACUCUCCAUUGCACGCUUUCAACGUAGAUCCUCGCUGUGGCCUGGUUGCUCCUUUUAACACCAACAAUAGUGUUCUAGCUAACCCAGCCUUUGGUUAUUAUUCCAACAUACUAGUGAAUAAUUUCAAUGAACCACAAUCCAUACCUCCUUGUUCCAUAUAUAGCAACAUUCAACCUGUACCUCAACCAGCAUCGUGUUAUGCUGCUCAUCAAAUGUACACCAAUCAGUCUCCAUCUUCAAACGAUUCCCAUCACACAAAUCAAUCCGAUUCUCUCUCGGACAUUGGCUCUGCUGAUCGUAAUCUCCAGUCUCACACUCCUCAAUCUCACACACCCACAUCUCAUACUCCACAAUCUCACACGCCUCAGUCUCACACUCCCCAGUCUCGCACACCUCAGUCGCACACGUCAACUGAACUCUACAGCUCAAGCUCUCCUGUAUUCGGAUUGCGCAGUACGAUGCACAAUCCACGUCGGUGCAUCACUCCUACGUGUGGUAGCAGCAGCAGCUCUAGACCUUCGAUAUCUUCCAACACCGCAAUUCUAUUUCCUCAGCAUUACCUUCCCAGUUCUGAAUCUAGUCGCAGUGGCCGCAGCCCCAACAAAGUUUCUAAGACAGACGUACAGCAAUGCUAUCACAUUGGUACCUUGCCUCGAUCCCUUCAUUAUUACUCGCACAACAAAGCCAGGAAAUACCCUGUGUCUCCUCGCGACGAAGCAUCGAUCCUUCUUCAGCCUCUACUGCAGUCCAGGCGAUGAAAAGAUGCGUCACGUUUAGCGACUGUUUUGAAAUAUCAUUCUAAUUUACACAAAUUUUGAUUCAUCAAACAAAAUUGUCUUAUCUUCAAUGACUUGUUCUUUGUUGCGACAGCCGUUGUGAUUGUACUCGAUUCGCAGUCAACGUUGACGAUACUUAAACUUUGCACUAAAGGUCGUUGACAUUCUUGAACCAAGAGGAUUUCAUUUUGAAUAUUUUUUUGCAUUUAUAAACUCUCAUAAAAUUAUUCAACGCAUCUCGUAUGUACGUUACAGCUUGACCCAAGUUAGCUGAUUCAGAAACAAGUGUGACUCAGGUACACUGCAACCUCAUUCGCAAACACAAGAAUUAUCCAGAAAAAUUGAAAGCUGGAAAGCGCUGCUAUAUGGAGAGUCAGAGUGUUUAUUCAUACCCUGAUCCUGUUUCUCUUAAUCCUUAUCACUGUGUAUGGUAUGUCUGUUAUGCGUUACCCUUCCUUGCCCUUCCCCACCAGUAUUAUAAGUGUAAAUAUUCACGUCUAGAGCAAAGAUUGCCACUCCCCACUCUGGUGCCAAGAUGCAACUCAAAUAGUCCUGAGUGGAUACGAAUAGUACUGCAUUGUACUAACCUACUUAUUAAUUGCACAAAAUUGUCAUAUUAAUGAAUCAAAAUCGGAUAUCGCUUCGUGUUUCAGUCAUCGGUGAAGAUUUUUCCGAUGGUUCAGAAAUUUUUGGCUACAAGUGCUAGGUACGUAAAACGAGCUGCGCUCGUGUAAAAUGUUACUUAAUUUAAAAUGUUUACCUGUUGUUCUUCCCUCAUCAGAAAAAAUUCAUAAGCACGUCGAUAAAAUUCACGUUCCAAAUGGACAAACGGGCGUUGGCCUUGUAUAACGUUCAUCUUCUGGACGCCUGAUGUUUGGGGUUAGGUCUUGACAUGAAAAUGUCAAGUGGAUCGCCUUCAAUAAUACGUUUCAGUGUAUUGCCAGUGUUGAGAUGAUGAGACUUUGAAUUGAAUAAGAAUGUUUUUUAUUGAUAAUGAAUGGAUUGGAGGUGUAUGUGUGCUCGGCAGCUCAUUGGGCCUUUGCUUUAUAGUUCUGUCGUAGUGAACUCGUAGACUUCUAGACCAAGUGCACUCUAGUAUAGCGGUGUGGCUUGUGCGGCCUUCUGUCAACGAUUAAGUUGAGGUGUGCCAGAACGCUGUUCUCCUAAGAGAUCUCUUUCAUAAAGCUAUAUCUGUAAUUCAUAUCGUUUAUAGCUCGUCAGUAUUAUCAAAGGGUAGCUCCUCAAUAAGCCAGAAUGAUAACUCUAAAUUUCGGCCACCACUGACAUUAACGUAAUUCUAGUUUACCGGAAGAAAUUUGAAGUAAUUUUAAAGAGUUACUUGAGUUGAUGAUUAAUUAAUGAA